AUGCCAUCUCAUUCGUAUGUACUUCUUGUAGCUAUCUUCAGACCUAUUUGCUUGCUUGCUUCUUCUUCUCCUCGUCUUCCACUUCGUUAUCAUCAGGUGACCGGCACGAUCCUCCGUAAUCCUCUGCUUGGCCCCAACUUUUCAACAGCUUUGUCUGCAUUCCUUUGCCCGAUCCCACCCGAGCACGCUGGCAAAACGCUCAAGCAAUGGAUUAGCUCACGCCUAUUCUCUGAUUUGGCAGGAGUUGUGCAGCAUAAAGGCGUGGCUUAA
This is a messenger RNA of Lichtheimia ornata, 270 nucleotides long. RefSeq lists its product as uncharacterized. Lineage: Eukaryota; Fungi; Mucoromycota; Mucoromycetes; Mucorales; Lichtheimiaceae. The record is from RefSeq and is a predicted model, not a curated record. Bases 1 to 270 code for a protein of 89 amino acids. The transcript has 3 exons.